AUGAUGGGGAAUUCCAUGGAGGUCCAAUGGUUAGGACUCCAUGCUUUCAGUGUGGUGGCCUGGGUUCCAUCCCUGAUGAGGGAAGUAAGAUGCUACAACCUGCACAGUAUGGCUAAAAAAAAUAAUACUAAUAAAAUUCAUGAUGGUUGCCCAAAAAAAGACACCAAAAACAAACUUCAGGGACUCCCUGAUGGUUCAGUGGUAAAGACUUCGCCUUUCAAUGCAGGAGACACUGGUAUGAUCCCUGAUCCAGGAAGAUCCCACAUGCUCCCGAGCAACAGAGCCUGUGUGCCCCAACUCUUGAGCCUGUUCUGUGGAGCCCAGGAACCACAACCACUGGGCCCAGAAGCCACAGCUACUGAAGCCUGCACACCCUAG
Messenger RNA from Rangifer tarandus platyrhynchus (Svalbard reindeer), 378 nucleotides. Lineage: Eukaryota; Metazoa; Chordata; Mammalia; Artiodactyla; Cervidae. The record is from the annotation of a GenBank genome assembly.